AUGACGAUAGCGACGCCUUUCAGUGGGGCUGCGAACUCCGUUGCGGCGGCGAGGACCGUUCUGAUAACGGGAGUGAGCAAAGGGCUGGGAAAAGCCCUAGCUCUGGAGCUGGCGAAUAGAGGUCACACUGUGAUUGGAUGCGCUCGUACUCAGGAGAAGCUCACUGCUCUUCAAUCGGAGAUUUCCUCUCCGGCCAAUCAUCUCCUUCUCACCGUCGAUGUGAAAUCAAACAGCAGUGUGGAAGAGCUGGCACACACAAUUAUGGAGAAGAAGGGUGUCCCAGAUAUCAUAGUUAACAAUGCUGGUACCAUCAAUAAGAACAACAAGAUUUGGGAGGUCUCUGCAGAAGAUUUUGACAAUGUUAUGGAUACAAACGUUAAAGGAGUGGCGAAUGUGCUGCGCCAUUUUAUCCCUUUGAUGCUCCCACGGAAGCAAGGGAUCAUCGUGAAUAUGUCUUCUGGAUGGGGAAGAUCUGGUGCUGCCCUGGUAGCACCGUACUGUGCAUCGAAAUGGGCGAUUGAGGGACUAAGCCGAGCAGUGGCAAAGGAGGUAGGUGAAGGAAUGGCAGUGGUUGCAUUGAAUCCAGGCGUCAUCAACACAGAAAUGCUCACUUCCUGCUUUGGCACUUCAGCUUCCUUGUAUCAAGCUCCUGAUGCUUGGGCUGUGAAGGCUGCGACAAUGAUUCUAAACCUUACAGCGGGUGAUAAUGGCGGAUCUCUUACGGUCUGA
Microthlaspi erraticum is the source of this 729-nucleotide messenger RNA. Lineage: Eukaryota; Viridiplantae; Streptophyta; Magnoliopsida; Brassicales; Brassicaceae. The record is from the annotation of a GenBank genome assembly.